AUGUAUAAAGGAGGGGCUUUCGCGUUGAAUGCUUCGAAAAAAGCAGAAAAGCAGCACGAAUCAGAGAAGGAUAACGGGGACGAGAAUUUAUCGAUUCCCGAAGAGGAGGGAGAAUUUGACACCUGGAAACCCUCUCCUGUUUAUCGAACGAAGAAAAAGAAGACGCGUAAAAAAAAGAUUGGUUCUAAAAAGGCAGCGGUUCCGGUGAAGAAGCUCGAAGCUGUAGAGUUUGCUGAGGGCGAAUUUGAAACAUAUGUACCAAACGAAAAUAAUGAAUUCGACAACUACACUCCUUCACCACCCAUUGUCCGAACGAAGAAAAAGAAGACGCGUAAAAAAAAGAUUGGUUCUAAAAAGGCAGCGGUUCCAGUGAAGAAGCUCGAAGCUGUAGAGUUUGCUGAAGGCGAAUUUGAAACAUACGUACCAAACGAAAAUAAUGAAUUCGACAACUACACUCCUUCACCACCCAUUGCCCGGUAA
Gongylonema pulchrum is the source of this 480-nucleotide messenger RNA. The record is from the annotation of a GenBank genome assembly. Lineage: Eukaryota; Metazoa; Nematoda; Chromadorea; Rhabditida; Gongylonematidae.